Penicillium cosmopolitanum is the source of this 3180-nucleotide messenger RNA. It is a transcript of the gene hir1, whose product is annotated as putative histone transcription regulator Hir1. NCBI's taxonomy places the organism in Eukaryota, Fungi, Ascomycota, Eurotiomycetes, Eurotiales, Aspergillaceae. The coding region runs from base 1 to 3180 and encodes 1059 amino acids. The transcript has 6 exons. Gene Ontology annotation, biological process: regulation of DNA-templated transcription; DNA-templated transcription; chromatin remodeling. Gene Ontology annotation, cellular component: HIR complex; nucleus. The record is from RefSeq and is a predicted model, not a curated record. Gene Ontology annotation, molecular function: protein binding; nucleosome binding.
AUGCAUAUCAUCAAGCCUGUCUGGCUCACACAUGGAGGUGAACGGAAAGACUUCGAGGUUUACAGUUGCGAUGUGUCGCCAGAUGGGAAGAGGCUGGUAACAGCUGCUGGAGAUGGAUACGUUCGAAUCUGGUCCACAGAGUCCAUCUACAAUACCGGCAACCCCGAAUUCGCCAGCAAGCCAAAACAACUGGCCUCGAUGAGCAAUCACUCCGGUACUAUUCAUACCGUGCGCUUCUCCCCAAAUGGGAAGUAUCUCGCUUCUGGCGCGGAUGAUAAGAUCGUUUGUGUUUACACGCUUGAUGCAAACCCUCCUACACAUUCGACAUUCGGUUCAGACGAAGCACCUCCAGUUGAGAACUGGCGCACAAUUCGACGAUUGAUCGGACACGACAACGAUGUGCAGGAUUUGGGAUGGUCGUUCGAUUCGUCGAUUCUCGUCUCGGUUGGCCUGGAUUCCAAGGUGGUGGUAUGGUCUGGUCAUACAUUCGAGAAAUUGAAGACUAUCGCCGUGCACCAGAGUCAUGUCAAGGGCAUUUGUUUCGACCCGGCGAACAAGUACUUCGCGACUGCGAGUGAUGACCGAACGGUUCGCAUUUUCCGCUUCACCUCUCCGGCACCGAAUUCAAGCUCUCACGACCAAAUGAACAACUUCGUCCUCGAACAGACCAUCACAACUCCCUUCGCCAAUUCCCCACUCACUGCGUACUUCCGUCGGUGCUCCUGGUCGCCGGACGGUAUGCACAUUGCAGCUGCGAAUGCCGUCAAUGGUCCCGUUAGCUCGGUUGCUAUUAUUAAUCGCGGCUCGUGGGAUGGCGAUAUCAACCUCAUCGGUCACGAAGCUCCUGUCGAGGUAUGCUCGUUCUCGCCUCGUCUUUACUCAAGAGAAAAGCCCAAAAAGAACCAGCCUGAUGGCCACUCGGGACAACCACACAUUACCGUCAUUGCUUGCGCCGGCGCGGAUAAAUCUCUCAGUGUCUGGAUCACAAGCAACGCUCGCCCCAUCGUUGUCGCUCAGGAAAUGUCCGCCAAGACAAUCUCGGAUCUAGCCUGGAGCCCCGACGGCAGAUGCCUUUUCGCUACAGCUCUUGACGGCACCAUUGUUGCUGCCCGCUUUGAAGAGGGCGAGUUGGGCUGGGCUACAGAUAUGGAAGAAAACGAGAAAUCGCUCACCAAAUUCGGUACAAACCGCAAAGGUGCCGGUAUCACGGAAACGACGGACGGACUACUACUAGAGGAGCAAAGUAAGGCCGGCGAGAUCAAGGACGUGGAGGGCCGCAUGGGUGCAUUGAUGGGUGAUGCCCAAGAGGCUGCCGUCAAUGGUAGCUCUGCUCAAGCUUCGAAUGGCACAACUCCUGCUCAAGCACCCUCGCCUGCCCCUGAGAAAAAGCAGCAGACCAACGGAACCGCGUCAACCCCUGCGUCCAACGAAGCUCCAAAACCAGAUCCAUACCAAGCAAAGCUGGAACGAUUGAAGCAACGACCAACAUACACAAAAGAGGGCAAGAAGCGUAUUGCGCCGCUACUUGUCUCCGGGGCUGGAGGCGGCGAGUCAUCUCUUCCUCAGACCCGUUUGAUAGCCUCUGUCAGUAACCAAGCGAAGGGUGAUGCACCUACAUCCAUCGUCGAUCUUUCGAAGCCCUUCGAUGGCCUCCCCAAGGGCGGGUUGACUGCUCUUCUUCUGGGAAAUAAGCGUAAGCUUGCCCAGUUAGAAGGCGACGAAGAAAACCAGGUCGAGAAGCGCGUCGCUUUGGCAAGUCAAAAUGGUGCUACCCCGAUCAUGGCCAACACGCCCGAUGGACUACUCCCUGCGCAGGUUCAACCUGCACCAAAUGGACAACAACCUACUCCGGAAUUCAUUCGGCCUGCAGUUACGAACCCUUGCAUGUCGGUCAGUCAGCUACGGCUUGCAGUUCCUAAGAUCCGAACAUUUAUCCUGCGCGCUCUGGAUUCUAGUGGAAAGCCUACAGAGCCACCAUCUUCUGCUGCCACUGGUGCCACUGGUGCUACUGGAAGUGAAUCGACUAGCAAGUCUCGGGUAGACGUGGUAUUCGAGGCUCGGAACCCAUCUCCAGCCAGCUUGACCGGCCGUGCUGUUGAUCGCGAGCCCGUCCGACUCACACUAUCCCGGGGUGAGCAGCCACUAUGGCAAGACUUCCUUCCUCGACCUGUCCUUCUCGUUACCGGAAACCAACAUAUGUGGGCUGCAGCAUGCGAGGACGCCUCUCUUUACAUCUGGACACCAGCUGGUCGCCGACUAGUAAGCGCCCUCGUUCUGGAAGCGCAGCCAGUCAUUCUAGAGUGCAAUGGACCUUGGUUAAUGUGUAUCUCCUCCGUCGGCAUCACCUCUCCUCCCCACAUCCCCCCCAUCUCCCUCCAACCCGUCCUCGACGCCGCAAUCCACACUCUCGGCGCCAACCCCACCGCGACCCCGGCCAUCACAGACGCACGCGUGAACUCUGAAGGCCGCGUGGUCGUCUCACUCACAAACGGAGAAGGAUACUCCUACUCCCCAUCAAUGUACUCCUGGCAACGCAUCACAGAAUCCUGGUGGGCUGUCGGCAGUCAAUACUGGAACUCAACCGAUACACCAAUCGGCAAUCUCCAACAAGCAUCCGGUCCCCAGCCAGACAACAAAGACGACAAAGCGGCCGUGGCAGCCGGCAUCAUCCCCUUCCUGGAACGCAACACAACGAACGAAACCCUUCUUCGCGGCCGGGCCUACUUCCUCCAACGACUUAUCAAAGUUCUCCUUUCGCGCGAAGGCUACGAAACCUUCGAGUCGAGUGUUUCUAUCGCGCAUCUUGAGAACCGCAUGGCUGCUGCUCUGUCCUUGGGCGCGAAGGAGGAGUUCAGACUCUAUCUCAACAUGUAUGCCAAGCGCAUUGGUGCCGAGGGACAAAAGAUGAAGGUUGAGGAGUUACUCAAGGGAUUGAUUGGUGGGUUGUUUGAUGAUGAAGAAGGAACUGAGUUUGUCAAGAGGUUGCAGGAGAAUGAGCGCGAUGGCCGGAAUUGGCGCGAGAGUUCGGAGGAUCUGUGUGGCUGGCCGCGGGAGACUCUACUUAAGGAAGUGAUUCUUGCUCUCGGUAAAUACCGUGAACUUCAGCGCGUGACUGUUCCAUACGCCAAGUUGCUUGAUAUGGUGGUUGGAGCUGAAGAAGGUGAUGCGAUGGACCUAUGA